CUGGAGUGCUGGGGAGAGAGGAGUGUUUUCGACACGGUCCAACUUCAGGACCAAGAGUUCGGAGCAGAGAGUCCUUGUUCAGGUAUACGGGGCAACCGCGAGAAACAGCGCCUGGAGAAAAAAAAAGACAGCCGAAAAUGCUCAAGUGAAACUCGAAGGCCUUCAUCUUGGGACUGUUUGUUGGAGUGGAUAUGGAGUGCGUAGGAGCAGGUGUUUGCUUGUGAACAGCUCAAGUGGAGGAGAGAGAGAGAGAGGCAAUGGCUGUUCAGGCUGCCAUCAUGAACUCGCAGUUCCUGAAUUUCUGCUUCCCGGGCUCCGGGAUGGAGUUUAGCGUGGACAAGGGUCUGGACGGAGGCCUCGGGCUCUGCGAGUCUGACCGGGACGAGGGCGACUACCGCGAAGCGACGCGGGACCUGCUUAGCUUCAUCGACUCAGCCUCCAGCAACAUUAAGCUGGCCCUGGACAAGCCGGUGAAGUCCAAGAGGAAGGUGAACCACCGAAAGUACCUGCAGAAGCAGAUCAAGCGCUGCACCGGGAUCAUCGCUCCCGGGAGCCCCCCUCAACAGAGCUCGACCCAGGCCAGCCCCCUGGCCCCGGACCUAGCCAAGAGGCAAUGCUCUCCACCAUCGUCUCUGCAGCAACAACCAUAUCAGCAGCAGCAGCAGCAACAGCAACAACAGCAGCAACAGCAACAACAGCAGCAACAGCCGGGAACUUUCCAGGGCAAAGUGCCACCUAAGAAAGACGGGGUGCAGGCCAACCUCCAGAGCAAAAGCCUGGCUGCUCUGUUCAACUCCGCGGCCAAGGACAGCCGCGGGGAGCGGGCCAAGAAACCCCCCCUGCGCCACCGCAACCUGCCCCCCUCCUUCUUCACCGAGCCGGCCAACUGCCCCCGGGUCACGUCCACCUCCGGGAUGAGCCUCAAGGACCUGGAGCGCGGGAACCCGGAGGCGUCCGAGUUCUUCGAGCUCCUGGGGCCGGACUACAGCAACAUGCUCCUGGAGCAGGACUUCUUCCAGAUCGCCGGGCCCGGCUCCCUGGCCCGACUCCCGCCGCAGGACGUUCCGACAACGACGCCGGGCCUGGAGCCGGUGCCGUACGACUCUCCGAACUACGUCACCGGCGGAUUCGUGUACGCCGCCGAGCCUACGUGGACUACCUGCGUGGUGCCGCCCAAGAAGUCCGCCGAGGGCAUGAGGACCGGCCCCGGAGGCCAGUCGGCCGGCGUCUACGGCCCCUCGGACUCUGCGGUGGCGCCGGCGCUCCUGGAGGACGGCUCCUCGUGCGGCCUGGCCUUCCCUGCCUUCUUCACGGACUGCUCCGGCUCCCAGGUCCCGUACGACGGGAGUCUGAGCGCAGGGUACACGCGAGGGAGCUUCUCUUUAUAACACAAGCCAUGGAAACGCAGAGCCUCUGCAUCUCUGCUUUAGAGGAGAUGGAGGUAGAUGCUUCAGCUUCUGAACAUCAUUAUGCAGUAGUAGAGUGUUCUUGUUUAUAGAAUUUCAUCUCACGUUCCAAUUCCUUCCCCCACUCCAACUCAUCCACUGAUUCAUGCAGCCAAAAAGAAGGUAAAUCAUCACAUUUUUGAGCAUGUUCCCACUUAAAACAGAGUUAAACGUAUCAAACAAGUCAACUAAAGUUUGUGCUUGUUAAGAUCUUCAAGCACAUCUCAGGGGGUCAUUUGCUGCAGCCAAUCACAUUUCUUAUUUACCAGCAUGUUUUUCAGUAAGUGUAAGUGUCAGUUCAGUUUAAGUUUUCAGUAAAAGUGAUAUAAAGCUGUUAAGUUCCAAUUUCUGAACAUCUGUUCAUGUUGUGUCCGAGUCCUCUCAUGCUUCUUCGUGUCAUUUCUAUGUACUAGAAGAAGAAGAAGCCAAGUUUACAGUCCAGUAGUUAAUAGUUUUAAUAGUCCCCCUUCAAAGCAAGGCUGGAGCUACAUCUCUGUGAUGACAUUUUUAAUUAAUGGUGCUCUGACAGUUGUUUAGACUUACAACAAUCAUCUCUGUGAAUCUUUAAUCCUAGACACCAUGGCCUCUCAGUACCACUCUGCAAGUGUGCAAUGAAAGCAAGAAUGUACUCUUAAAGUUUUAAUUAAUCUUUUAUUUCCAGGGCAUUAGGUUGAAAUGACUCUACACAUGAGAAUGUGUGCUCACUUUACAUCCUAGACCUGUUGCAGAAAUCCCAAAAUAUACUAGACAAAAUGCUAACGCACAAGAUAGGAUUGAAGGGAAAGAUACUCUAUUGCAAACUAACAUUCCAUCAUUAGAUAUCAUAUCCAUUUUCAUCCUAAUUAAACAAUAAUGUUCCUAAUGUUGUCAUUUAUAUGCCUAUUGUUAGUAUGAUCAAAUCUCCUUCUUUCAUAUUUGUUUGUUGCAAGAAUAUGAAGCUGGACUCUUCAAAGUUACUGUGGACAUUCUAAAACAUUUUUAUGCAAUAGACACAGGCACCAACAUCCUUGUUAUCCGAUGUUUGUUGAAUUUAGGGUCUACUUUUUCAGAUUUUGUACAGAAAAGGGUGGGUAGGUGGGGAGUCGUGGUGUAGUAUCAGAACACAUUGUACAGAAAGUUUAAUGUGUACAAACAGAUGUAUAAUUAUGCUACACAAAUAAAGCUGGACUUUAUUUCUCCAAAAACUUUGUUGGCUAGUAAGCUAGGGUUAUAUUGGGUUGAUAUCUAUUUAAUAUGCCGCACGUGUUUGUUGAUGUGUUAACUGAUUUAAAACUCGCACAUUUAAUUCAAACGAUUACAAGAAA
Molecule: messenger RNA, 2749 nt
Organism: Sardina pilchardus (European sardine)
Lineage: Eukaryota; Metazoa; Chordata; Actinopteri; Clupeiformes; Clupeidae
Product: protein FAM181B
Exons: 1
Coding region: 258-1388 (376 amino acids)
Source: RefSeq, a predicted model, not a curated record